Molecule: messenger RNA, 1529 nt
Organism: Exophiala mesophila
Lineage: Eukaryota; Fungi; Ascomycota; Eurotiomycetes; Chaetothyriales; Herpotrichiellaceae
Exons: 5
Coding region: 298-1329 (343 amino acids)
Molecular function (GO): dioxygenase activity
Source: RefSeq, a predicted model, not a curated record
CAUGCAGAGAGUUAGACGUGGUUGUUCGACUCUCUGUGUGGUGUGUGCUCAAAAGUCAUACCGACCUGUGCCCAAUUCUUAUCGUUUCAAGGUCACCUGAUGUUCAUCUCAACACCGUCAUUGUCUGUACGAACGUACAACCUCUUGUGAAUAAACCGAGAUACAAGACUUCUGUACGUUUGUUAAGAAAGGACAAACACUUACAAGUUUUGGCUCUUAAACCGGCCGCGUGGACAAAGAAGCACAUCUUUCACGACUUUACCGCCAUCAACUCCCACUAAAGAACCCAUCGACAAUAUGACUAUCGCACAGGCUCCCCCCAUCUUGGACUUCUCUGUAUUCUAUGGCGACGAUGAGGUUGCCAAAGCCAAGUUGGUUGAGGAGGUCAGAAAGUGCUGUUUGCACAACGGAUUCUUCCAGAUCACAGGUCAUCGUGUUCCAGCCGAAUUGCAACAAGACCUCCUCAAAUGUGUAAAAGAGUUCUUUGCUCUUCCACAAGAAGAAAAGGAAAAGGUUCUCAAAGAUAAAAACACCUGGAACAGAGGCUACGAAAAGAUCGGAUCCCAGAUUCUCGAGGCUGGCACCUCCCCAGAUCUAAAGGAAGGCUACUAUAUUGGUGAAGAAAUCAGCAAAGAUCAUCCUUAUUUUGUACAGAAGAAGUUGAACAGCGGACCCAACUUCUGGCCUGAGGGACUUCCCAAUGUCGAAAACUUUCGAGAAACAUCGAUGCGAUAUUACAGAGAAAUGCAUGCUUUGGCAAGGGAUGUGCUGGUUGUCCUCGCUCAGACCCUAGACCUCGACCCUGAAUACUUCAAAGGCUUCACCACCGACGCUGUGGCUACACUGAGGCUGCUGCACUAUCCACCACAGUCACCGGAUUCCGAUGAAAAGAUCUCCAGAGGUAUUGGCGCACACACUGAUUUCGGAUCUGUGACGCUGUUGAUGCAAGACGAGGUUGAUGGUCUUCAAGUUUACGAAAAAACCACGAACGAGUGGCUCGAUGUUGAACCAAUUAAAGGUGCCUACGUGGUUAACUUGGGCAACAUGUUCAUGAGAUGGUCCAACGACAAGUACAUCUCCAAUCUUCACCGAGUCAUCAACAAGUCUGGAAAAGAGCGAUACUCGAUCCCAUUCUUCUACAGCGGUAACCCCGACUACGUGAUUGAAUGCCUUCCUAACUGCCGGAAAGAAGGCGAACCAGCCAAAUAUCCUCCCAUCACGGUUGAAGGUGCAGUUGGAGGGAGUUACAAGCAGAGCUACGGUGCUGCAACCGCGUUCAAGUCAUCACUUGCCACGGCGGCGCCAGGUCCUUCUGCGGUCACGGCAUAAACUUGUUGCUUGUCCUAUAUUCUGCUGUAUGCGCAGCGGUGUCCUUCUGGCCCAUUCCUAUCGCUACAAGGAGAACCAGUGGUAGUUUUUAUUAGCGUCAUGUAUCAGUGGUUUAUGAAGCUUCAUUCUUUUUUGAUAUUGCGACAAGAACUGCAUCUACAUCAAAACUUCCAUAGGUUCGCUUAAAGUGACAAUUCCCG